Messenger RNA from Gopherus flavomarginatus (Mexican gopher tortoise), 3756 nucleotides. RefSeq names its product G protein subunit alpha 12 (gene GNA12). Gene Ontology annotation, cellular component: brush border membrane; heterotrimeric G-protein complex. The transcript is spliced from 4 exons. The record is from RefSeq and is a predicted model, not a curated record. Gene Ontology annotation, biological process: adenylate cyclase-modulating G protein-coupled receptor signaling pathway; Rho protein signal transduction. Gene Ontology annotation, molecular function: guanyl nucleotide binding; D5 dopamine receptor binding; GTPase activity. Lineage: Eukaryota; Metazoa; Chordata; Testudines; Testudinidae. The coding region runs from base 53 to 1204 and encodes 383 amino acids.
GGUGGGGUCCCCGGGGCUGUGAGUGCCAAUCCCGUCCCCUUCCCCAGCAGCCAUGGCCGGGGUGGUGCGGACCCUGAGCCGCUGCCUGCUGCCGGCCGAAGCCACCAGCCGCGGGGAGCCGCGGCGGGAGGGCAAGGAGCGGAGCCGGGACUCGGAGCGGGAGGCGCGGCGGCGGAGCCGGGAGAUCGACGCGAUGCUGGCCCGGGAGCGGCGGGCCGUGCGCCGCCUGGUCAAGAUCCUGCUGCUGGGCGCCGGCGAGAGCGGCAAGUCCACCUUCCUCAAGCAGAUGCGGAUCAUCCACGGCCGCGAGUUCGACCAGAAGGCGCUGCUGGAGUUCCGGGCCAUCAUCUACGAGAACGUGGUCAAGGGCUGCAAGGUUCUCGUUGAUGCACGGGACAAACUAAGGAUUCCUUGGCAGUACACGGAGAACGAGAAGCAUGGAAUGUUUUUGAUGGCUUUUGAAAACAAAGCUGGAAUGUCUAUAGAGCCUGCCACAUUCCAGUUGUAUGUACCUGCACUGAGCGCACUGUGGAGGGAUUCUGGGAUCAAGGAAGCUUUUAGCCGUCGGAGUGAGUAUCAGCUGGGUGAAUCGGUGAAAUACUUCCUGGAUAACCUGGAUCGGAUUGGCCAGCUGAAUUAUUUCCCCAGCAAACAAGAUAUUUUGUUGGCCAGAAAAGCCACCAAGGGAAUCGUCGAGCAUGAUUUCAUCAUUAAAAAAAUCCCUUUCAAGAUGGUGGAUGUGGGUGGACAGAGGUCUCAGCGUCAGAAGUGGUUCCAGUGCUUUGAUGGGAUAACUUCUAUUUUGUUCAUGGUUUCCUCCAGUGAAUAUGACCAGGUUCUCAUGGAAGAUAGACGCACAAACAGACUGGUGGAGUCCAUGAACAUCUUUGAGACAAUAGUCAAUAACAAGCUCUUCUUUAAUGUUUCUAUCAUCCUUUUCCUGAACAAAAUGGAUCUCCUUGUAGAGAAGGUAAAGACAGUCAGCAUUAAGAAGUAUUUCUCAGACUUCAAGGGUGAUCCUCACAGGCUAGAUGAUGUUCAGCGUUACUUGGUGCAGUGUUUUGACAGAAAACGGCGGAACCGCAGUAAGCCACUCUUCCAUCAUUUCACAACUGCCAUAGACACUGAAAAUAUCCGCUUUGUGUUUCAUGCAGUGAAGGACACAAUCCUUCAAGAGAAUCUGAAGGAUAUUAUGUUGCAGUGAAGAAAAGCGCCCCUUGUCGUGUUGAAAUCUACCCGAGGUUAUAAGUCAAAGCUUUUAUUUUAUCUUUUUGGCUCUUGCAUGUGGUUUUAGGACCCAUGCUAUUCACUUGGCUCAGGAAUGCUGAAACUAGCCAGUCAUGGAGGCAGGAGGAGUCAAACAUUGAUGUUAGCUACUGAAUCAUUUGGACGAGUAACACUACUGAAAAAAGUGGCCGUUGUAGGGUUUGACGCCUAGUUUGGAAUAUUGAAUAACACAAUCACCUUCCUAUCUUAGAAAAAUCUAAAUGACAAACUAUGUAAGGAAGACUUUUAAUGAAAACUGUUGUUUUGCAAGGACAGUAACUGUACAGACUGCCUUUCUCUGUAGUUUGGAGGUGCUGAGUUAACCAGUCAAACUAAUGUAAAUUAUAAUGAGGUUGGUAGUUGUACUAGAGAAUAAAUGGCAAUAUAUUAACCACAAUUCCACAUGUAAUCUUUAAAUAUGUAACCAGAUCUUGCUUGCAUGUGCAGUGUUUGCCAAGGAUCUGGAGUCCACUUAUCAGUGUGGAUGCACAACUCUUGUCUGAAGGUCUUGCAUCAGUCUCUUGAGACACGCGAGUCUAGGACUAUAAAUGAAAUGCAGUGGAACUAUAAAUGAAACCCACCAGGCUAUAUGAGUCAUCUGUCCUGCCAUUCCGAAGUCAUAUGGAGGAGAAAAUUAAGGCCUGGCUGAUGUGGACAAGAUUUUGUUUUGCACUACAUAUACAUAUACAGUGUCUUACAUCAUGGGAAACUGACUUCCACAGUAAUACAGCUUGAGGCACGUACUAGAACAUCUGACCACAUAUCUGCACAUAGUGGGUGCUCUAGUGAGGUGUCAUUUACGGAAAUUCGUCACUGUUUUCACACCUGCAGUUGGCAGUAUUUGUGAAGCUCCAGUCUCUCAAAUAACAGGGCUUUCUGUCUCCAAAUGUGUGGAAGCUGAUUAAAGUUUUUAGCAAAAUUUUUGGUGAUAGAGCAGCUGCUUGAUUAGUUCCUAACAGCUGACCUUACACAAGAAGAGCCAGCACUCUUGAGAUCCCAAUUUUACAGCUGCACUGAUAGGUUCGAGCAGCAGGACUCUGCUGUAAACUAGCCCAUUUUUAAUGUUUCUUAAUGGGAUCUUUAGCAUAUAUUAAUUUAUAUAUAGUAUUUGUAAACUGUCAAAAUUAGUUGCCUAUUUCAGGCAAUGGUGUACACGUGUGAAAUUGCAAGAGGCUGUGAAUAAUAUUGAUGUGAACUGUUGGCUUUCUAGCUCUCUAAACUUACAUAGUUAACUAUCAGGUGCCUUUCUUUGUGUACAGAUAAUUCCAACCAUGUCUACUACAGUGAGGUACAUAAACAAAAUUUAAGAUCUGCCUUUUAUUUCAGUGCUGUAGUGUCUUUUUUUUCUUCUUCCCAGGGAACUUUCAAACACAAAUGGUUACUGUGCAAUUGGUACCAUAGUUUGAUUUUAUUUAAAAAAAAAAAAAAAAUCAGAAGGGCUUUCUCUAGCUCGACCAAGUCAUUAGAAUCUCUGUAUUUCUUGUCCCCUUUAAAACUAUAAUGACAUGUCAAAAAAGGAACACUUUAGCAUUUAAUCCCAUGAGAAAUGCUGAUCUAAAAAGAACCCUGCCCUGGAGUUUUCACGUGUUUAACUUGGAUAAAAUCUAGAAUCCUUCCUUUUGUGCCUUGCAGAAGUUUAUUUCUCUGUGUGUGGUAUGCGCAGCUUCCUAAUGCAGAAAUCUUGUAGCUUUCUUUGUGCUGGCUUCAGGAGUGAAAAGGAUGUGGUUGUGUUCUAGUUUUGUAUAAUGCAUAUAAAAUGUUUGAAGUAAACCAGUAAGGAGCUGCAGACAGAAAAAUCUAUUUAUUUUAAAAUUACACUUCCACUACUUCUCAAAUGUAAACAGUAGUUAAUUGCCUAGUUAGAAAAGUCUUACUCACCAGGGACCAAUUUUACUUUUAGUGAUUUUUUUUAAUAGAAAAAGGGAAAUAUCAAGUCACCCCAUCUUGACUGUUCUGCAUUGUUACAGAUGAGGAUUCUGUUAUGGUAAUUGCAUUUGGAAAGGUAAAUGCCUCAACAUGAGGUGUUACAAAUAGUAGCUUACUGGUCUAAUGGAAUGUGUUCUUCUGAGCAUGCCUCUUUAUUUGGUUAAACGAGAUCUAAAGUAUUAAUUCUUCAUUACUUAAGUAUUCAGAUAAUGUAUUUAGACUUUGCAGUAGUUUCUACUCAACAGAAGGCUUUAGAGCUAUAGCAGGGCAACUCAGACUGCCUCACUUCCCAGUCGAUUCUUUGUGCACUUUGUUGUUUUACUGAGUGUUCUAUUUGGAAUAAUGUUCUGCCCAUUUAACUCUUGAGAAAACAUUCCCUUUUUAGAACCAGAUAUUAUUGAAAAGCUGCCUCAGUUUUACAUAUGAAGUCUGCCGUAGCUUUAACUGCAAUACUGGAGCAUGAAACUACUCCUCUUUUUAAUGCAAAUGUAAGGUCUUGUAUUCCUGGUCAUCUUAUUGAUUUUUAGAAGAACUCCGCUAAUAAAUGUGGUGUUCUCAAAGCAA